ACUGUAGCUGAACGGGGAGGUGCGGGCGGGUUGUUUGGUUGGCUCACUGUACUCAUAUGGGUUGGUUGCACAGGCAGCAAUGAAACGGCUAACUCGAUAACGACCUGGCGACUGUUCAGAACCGACCACUGCAACUUUACAUGAUCCUGGUAACCUAAGGCAACUAUCUAGGCAAAAUAUGUAUCAGUGCUUCAACAUAGUUAAGUUGGCGAAGCUGUCACCAGAGCAAUCAGUCACUUCCUAAGCGACCUAGCGGUAGCUACUUGGCUGAAUGGUUCUAUUGUAGCUACCAGAUUGAUUAGCACAGCAAAUGCAAGAUCGAAGCCAUUAGUGCAUGGCUGGCUAGCCACCUUUGCAAAUAGAUAAUUGUGUGUUGGUUUGUAAGGUGACUGUUUUACAAGCAGUAAUCCAAUACUAAAUGAUCACUUGUCUUGCACCGAAUUGAAGCGGUUACCUUCUUCUGUACUAGCUAGCUAGCUAGCUAGCAAGCACAAUCUAUCAGAAUGGCUCACUGGACGAAUUUCGAAAAAGACAUGGAUAAAGAUGCCAAGCAACUAAUAAAACACCUGUGUGCGAUAGAGGACGAAGAGGACCAGAAUUUUCAAACGGCGCUGAAAUUCGCCUGGUCAAACUUCAGGUUCCAUCGUUACCUGGAUGUGAACAGUCACGAAGUGCAGCGUUCUGUAAAUGGGAUUUAUGAAAAACUUAUGCUUCACUCGGACUUGAUCAAAGCGCAGAGCUGGAUGGAACUUACAGAAGAGUUCCUGAACUCACCCUUACCCAACGUUGAGGGAACCAAGACAGAUGUUCAUCACAGCAUCCUGGCUUUGUUGCUGUUUCUCUCUGACUCUCCGUCAAACUCAAACUACAGUGAGAGACCCAGAAGGAAUGAGUUGGAGAAGGAAGAUGACUUUGACUGGGGUAAAUAUCUGAUGGAGGGUGAGGAGAUUGAAACGGGCCCCUACCCAGAUACACCUGAAUGGUCAGAGGAGGAGAGUGAAGAAGAAGACAGUGAAAUGUCUUUCAGUAGAGAGGAUUCUGGGAUACAGGUGGACAGAACCCCCCAGGAGGACCAUCAGGUCACCUGGGCAGUGGCUGAGCCGGAUGCCCAGGCAUGGCUGGAGCAGCAGGUGGUGACCCCGUACUGGGUGUCUCAGGCUCCACGUUUCCCCCACAGUCUGCACCUGCACUCAAACCUGCUCAACGUCUGGGACCAGCACUUGUACAACACCGAGCCGCUCUACCACCCCGAAGAGAAGGCCUUCGUCACCGAGACGCAAGUGAUACGCGAGGUUCUGUGGCUCCUGUCCGGGGUGAGAAAAUCGUUUAUAUUCCAGCAGCACGACGGAAAGGUGUGCGUGAGGGAGGACGUGGUGGUUACACACCUGACCAACAACUGCCUGCACUCGGUGCUGGAGCACGUGGCGGUGUACGGGCAGGCUGUUCAGCAGCUGCAGCGCUUCAUUGACGAGGUCACGGGGUGCACCGUGGAGCCGUGUCUGCCCGGCGCCUGCUCGUCUGCGAAGAAGGGCUCGGACCCGCCCUUCAGGACCUACCAGGCCUUCGUCUGGGCGCUCUACAAGUACUUCCACAGCUUCAAGGACGAGCUCGCCUCCAUCGAGAGGGAGAUCAUCGUCGAAGAUAAGACGGUGACCCUGGCCGCCGUCCUGGACAGGCUGACCCCGCACCUCUCCCAGAUCAAAGUGCUGCACCGCGUGUUCUGCACGGGCGUGGCCGAGGUUCCCCCGGGGACCCCGAACGUGCUGCGGGCCUCUCACCUGCUCAACACCCUCUACAAGUCCAUCAUCGAGUACGACAGCGUGGGGGAGGCCUCCGAACACACGGUGGCGCUCCUGUUCGCUCUGUGGGUGGAGACCGUACGCCCGUACCUGGAGAUGGUGGACGAGUGGAUCGUUCACGGACACCUGUUUGACCCCGCCAAAGAGUUCAUCAUCCAGAGGAACAAGGACGUGCCGGUGAACCACCGGGACUUCUGGUACGCCACGUACACGCUGUACAGCGUGUCGGAGGCGGUGGAGAGCGAGGAGAAGCAGGGCGACACGGCGAGCGGGAGCUCGGCCAGCGACCAGGCCCCCGGCGGCCGGCCGCACACCAUGGUGUCCUUCCUCAAGCCCGUGCUGAAGCACAUCAUCAUGGCCGGCAAGUCCAUGCAGCUGCUGAAGAACCUGGACCGCCAGGAGAGCGAGCCCCACGAGCCCUCCGCCAGAGAUGGGGAGAGGAAGAGUCUGCACACGCUGUUCCUGGAGUCUGUGCAGUCGCGCUUGCGCUGCGGGGAGACGUCGCCCGCGGACACGGUCUCCCAGCAACGGGACACCAAGAGGGGCCUGGUCCGGAUGCAGUCCAUCGUGGCCCGCCACCUGGAGCUGGGGGGCAUCCACGACCCCCUGCUGGCCAUCAACUUCGCCCGGCUGUACCUGGAGCAGAGCGACUUCCAGGAGAAGUUCUGGGGGGCGGAAAUGACUGUGGGGCGCUCCUCGGAGUCGGUGACCUGCCAGACGUUUGAGCUGACGCUGCGCUCCUGCCUCUACCCGCACAUCCAGCAGUGCUACGUCCAGUGCUGCGGGAAGCUCAUGACCACCCUCAAAAAGGACUACAGGCUGCUGGAGUACCUGCAGGCCAUGCGCAGCUACUUCCUGCUGGAGGCGGGCGACACCAUGUACGACUUCUACACGGCCAUCUUCGACAAAGUGGCGGAGAAGCAGAGCUGGCAGCAGCUGUCCUUCCUCAACAUGCAGCUCCAGGAGGCGGUGGGACAGCGCCGCCCAGAGGACAGCAUCAGGCUGUCGAUAUACCUGGAAACCACAGACCCAGUCAAGAAAAAGCACCCGGUGAACAGCCUUGAUGGCCUUAUCCUUAGCUACAAGGUCCCAUGGCCUGUGGACAUCGUCAUCAGCUCAGAGUGUCAGAAGAUCUACAAUCAGGUCUUCCUGCUUCUGCUGCAGAUCAAAUGGGCCAAGUACAGCCUGGACACACUGCGGUUCAGCGAGCUGACGGCAGCAGCGCAGAGACAGGAAGGGUGUGUGACAGAGGAAGGCAAGGCCAGGGUGCCCGUCAGGCAGCAGGUCCACAGGAUGUUCCUGCUGAGGGUGAAGCUCAUGCACUUUGUCAACAGUCUGCACGACUACAUCAUGACCAGGAUCCUGCACAGUACCGGUUUGGAGUUCCAGCAUCAGGUGCAGGAGGCCAAAGACUUAGACCAGCUGAUCAGGAUACACUACCGAUACCUGUCCACCAUCCAUGACCGCUGUCUGCUACGAGAGAAGGUGAGCAUUGUGAAGGAGGCCAUUAUGAAGGUGCUGAACCUGGUGCUUCUCUUCUCCGAUCGCUGGCAGGCCGGCACCGGGGCCUGGAAGGUGGAGUCCAUUGACAAGAUGGAGUCUGACUUCAAGAAUUGCCACAUGUUCCUGGUGACCAUUCUGAAUAAGGCCGUCUGCAGAGGGUCCUUUCCUCAGUUGGAGUCCCUGGUCCUCUCGUUAAUGGCUGGAUUCGAGCAGUGCUGAAGAUCAGCUGGAGAGGGAGCGGGAGCGGGAGCGAGAGAGACCCCUGUCAUGUGAUCUGCUGGGAGACAGACCCCAUGUGAUCUUCACUUCGACAGGGCAGAUUUCUUUUCCCCCCCCUGUGUUGAUGUUUGACAGCCUUUGUUCAAGGUUGGGUUUUUCUUCUUUUCCUUCCCCCCCCCCCCCCCCCAUUCCUGAUGUACAUUUUUCCAUUAAAUUGCACAAUAUGUCAAAAUGGACCGACUUGGCUGAGAGAAACAACAGUCUCGUUGAAACUAAUCGAAGGAACGCGAGCAUCGUGAAAACACGACACAUCAUAACGGAAAUGCCUCUUCCCCGAUCGUGGGUGCUUUCACUGACCCAUGGGAACAGGGUCGAAGGGACCUGUACAUAUUUCAUACGUUUGCCCUCGACUGUUUUUGUGUGCUUCUAUAG
Molecule: messenger RNA, 3953 nt
Organism: Conger conger (European conger)
Lineage: Eukaryota; Metazoa; Chordata; Actinopteri; Anguilliformes; Congridae
Gene: tubgcp5
Product: tubulin gamma complex component 5
Exons: 23
Coding region: 504-3521 (1005 amino acids)
Biological process (GO): meiotic cell cycle; mitotic cell cycle; microtubule nucleation
Cellular component (GO): equatorial microtubule organizing center; spindle pole; centrosome
Molecular function (GO): microtubule minus-end binding; gamma-tubulin binding
Source: RefSeq, a predicted model, not a curated record